Myzus persicae (green peach aphid) is the source of this 2115-nucleotide messenger RNA. Its product is annotated as involucrin-like. The record is from RefSeq and is a predicted model, not a curated record. Lineage: Eukaryota; Metazoa; Arthropoda; Insecta; Hemiptera; Aphididae. Gene Ontology annotation, cellular component: extracellular region. The coding region runs from base 178 to 1413 and encodes 411 amino acids. The transcript has 4 exons. Gene Ontology annotation, molecular function: chitin binding.
CAUCUCUCUCCCUGUCGUCCGAGGCGGCGGCGGCGUCUUCAGCUUUAUUAUAUUUCGUGUUUCCUCUCCAUCGUCGCGUUUGUCCUCCUCUGCUGCCCGACGUCGCGUCCGCCGUCGUCGAACACGACCGCCUUCUUGCGCCGUCAGUUACUGCUCAUUAUUAUUUCCGCGACAACGAUGAAGCGCAACACAUGUCUGUGGGUGGUUCUCACCACUUACCUGGUCCAACAAUGCUCUUGUCAGCAACAACUGAAGUCAUCCAACGUACAGGAAGACCCAUGCAAAGCCAAAAACAAGGUGGUACCAGACGCUGCUUACUGCGACCGUUACUGGGAAUGCGUGGAUGGCCAGCCUGAGCUGUACGACUGUCCGAAUGGUCUGGUUUACGCAGGCAAGCACAGGGGCGUCACCGAGGGAUGCGACUAUCCAUGGAGGGCAGACUACUGCGAUGGCAAAACUCAAGCCAACGGUCCGAUAGCCACGGAACACUGCGAUUGGCUGUACGGCAUAUUCGGUCACGAGACGUCGUGCACACGGUACUGGACUUGCUGGAACAGCACAGCCACUGAACAGCUGUGCAUCGGCGGACUUCUGUACAACGAGAAAACUCACUCGUGCGACUGGCCCGAGAACGUUGAGGGAUGCCAGAAACACCCUCUCUGCAACGAAGACGCUAACGGAAACGUACCACUGGGAAAGUCAUGCAACAGGUACUGGCAGUGCCAGGGAGGUUACCCGAGGCUGCAGAGGUGUCCGGCUAUGUUGGUGUUCGACAGGCGCACCCUGAGGUGCGUCGUACCACCCACCGAGGACUGUGAGGUGCCGACCACACCGGCCCCGUCGCCAGACGAUUUGCCGUCCAACGAAGAUGACGGUGAGGAGAACGUGCCGCAACAAGCUAAGGCAACGGCCACCCCGGCGCCACAGCGCCAGCAACAGCGAAAUCAGCAACAACAGCAACAGCAGCCUCAACAACAGCAACAACAGCAGCAACAGCAGCAACCGCAACUUCAUCAGAGACAAGGCGGUCCGGCGCCGCAGAGACAGCAGUUCCAACAGCAGCAGCAGCAACAACAACCACAACAGCAGCAACAGUUGCCUGCCGCUACGCAGCAACAGCCACAACAGUUCCAACAGCAACCACGGGCUCAGUUCCAGCAACCCGCAGCCAGGGCUGUUCAACAACCACAACAACAACAACAACAACAACAGCAACAACAGCAACAACAGCAAUUUGUGCCACAACAGCGGGCCCAACCACAACAGUUCCAACUGCCCCCGUUGGCGGAACAACAACAGCAACAACACGCCGUGCAGAGGAGAGAAAACGGUGCAGCGGUAUCGUACGGCGGCGCCGAAGACGACCUCGGCGAUGACGACGUCGACGUACCGGUCGCGUUUUCCGAACACUAAACACAAUUAUUGCACAGUACAACUAACGUCGAUACACCUACACACACCUACACACUUAGAAUAUCAUAAUAUAGUUCAAAACGAAAAACAAUAUUAUAGUGCAUCGAAAAUACAAUCGAGUUCGGUUUUUCGUCAGAAAUGAUUUUUUUUCGUGAAAUCCGAAUACCCACACCUAUAACGUUACGUCGAUUUGUCGAUUUUAUUUUCAGUUAGUAUGAGGCGAUUUUUCGAGGGUGGUCGAGCAAACGUAUCCGAUACACGUCAGUCAUAUCGAUUUGUCCGUAGAAAUCGCGUGUUCAACGACUGCGGUCUGCAUACAAACAUUUUUCUUUUAGCCCUUACACGGGGGUACAUAUUUUAAUAAUAAAAAAAAAAAACACCUCCCUACUGUAGAAGUGACCAUCGACGAAUCAAUAUUGACCAUCGUUACAUUUUCAAUCCGCCCGCUUACCCCCGUCGGGCAUCCUCGAGAAAUCGGUCCGUACAACACAUAUUUGAUGUAAUAAUAGUUUAGUAUUUUAAGAGUGUAAAGUUUAGAUGUUAUUCGUAUUGAUACAAAUUUGAAAUCGCUUGCCAAAGGACUGAGUUUAUACGCAUUUUAUUUUCUAAUGAUAAACAAUAACUUAAUCCGCGCCGAAAUGUCUGCACAACCGUUUCCGUCAAAUAUAAUUAUUACAGUGUAUAAAUUACAAAACACUCGUA